Molecule: messenger RNA, 3147 nt
Organism: Aplosporella prunicola CBS 121167
Lineage: Eukaryota; Fungi; Ascomycota; Dothideomycetes; Botryosphaeriales; Aplosporellaceae
Exons: 3
Coding region: 1-3147 (1048 amino acids)
Biological process (GO): tricarboxylic acid cycle
Cellular component (GO): oxoglutarate dehydrogenase complex; mitochondrion
Molecular function (GO): oxoglutarate dehydrogenase (succinyl-transferring) activity; thiamine pyrophosphate binding
Source: RefSeq, a predicted model, not a curated record
AUGCUGCGCACCGCCCUCAGACAAAGUGGCAGCCGCCUGGCCUCCGGCAGCAGCUGUGCUGCGCGUUCAUCCUUUUCCACCGCCAGCGCCUCCCUCGCCUCAAAACGCAGAGCGCUCGCCGUCACCACCUCCAAGCUGCACGCCAGGAGCUAUGCCAUCUCCGCCGAGGACACGAGCAAGGGCGUGGACCCCAAUGACUCCUUCCUCCAGGGCAACACGGCCAACUAUGUCGAUGAGAUGUACAUGCAGUGGAAGCGCGACCCCUCGAGCGUCCACGUCUCAUGGCAGGUCUACUUCAAGAACAUGGAGUCGGGCGACAUGCCCGUCUCGCAGGCCUUCCAGCCGCCCCCGACCAUUGUCGCGCCCCUCGGCGGCCUGCCCGCCUUCACCACGCCCGGCCAGGGCCUUUCCGCCAGCGAGGGUGGCGAGGUCAUGAACCAUCUCAAGGUUCAGCUGCUUGUGCGCGCGUACCAGGCCCGCGGCCACCACAAGGCCAAGAUUGACCCUCUGGGCAUCCGGACCGAGGCGGAACAGUUUGGAUACAGCCGGCCCAAGGAGCUGGAGCUCGACCACUACGGCUUCACCGAAAAGGACCUCGACCAGGAGUUCACCCUCGGUCCCGGUAUCUUGCCCCGCUUCAAGACGGCCGAGCGCGAGAAGAUGACGCUGCGCGAGAUCAUUGCCGCCUGCGAGAAGAUGUACUGCGGCUCCUACGGUGUCGAGUACAUCCACAUUCCCGACAGGGAGCAGUGCGACUGGCUGCGUCAGCGCAUCGAGGUCCCCCAACCCUACAAGUACUCCGUCGAUGAGAAGCGCCGCAUCCUCGACCGCCUCAUCUGGGGCUCCAGCUUCGAGUCGUUCCUGGCCACCAAAUACCCCAAUGACAAGCGAUUCGGUCUCGAGGGUGGCGAGAGUUUGAUUCCCGGCAUGAAGGCGCUCAUCGACCGCAGUGUCGAUUACGGCGUCAAGGACAUUGUCAUCGGUAUGCCCCACCGUGGUCGUCUUAACGUGCUCAGCAACGUCGUCCGCAAGCCCAACGAGUCCAUCUUCUCCGAGUUUGCCGGCACCGCUGACCCCUCGGACGAGGGCUCCGGUGACGUCAAAUACCACUUGGGUAUGAACUUUGAGCGUCCCACGCCCUCGGGCAAGCGCGUGCAGCUUUCGCUCGUCGCCAACCCGUCGCAUUUGGAGGCCGAGGACCCCGUCGUCCUUGGUAAGACGCGCGCCAUUCUGCACUACAACAACGAUGAGCAGGAGGCCAAGACGGCCAUGGGUGUUCUUCUCCACGGUGACGCCGCCUUCGCUGGCCAGGGUGUCGUCUACGAGACCAUGGGCUUCCACGCCCUGCCCAAGUACCACACCGGUGGUACCAUCCACAUCAUCGUCAACAACCAGAUUGGUUUCACGACCGACCCCCGUUUCGCGCGUUCGACCCCCUACUGCUCCGACCUUGCCAAGGCCAUUGACGCCCCCGUCUUCCACGUCAACGGUGAUGACGUCGAGGCCUUCAACUUCGUCUGCCAGAUGGCCGCCGACUACCGCGCGCAGUUCAAGAAGGACGUCGUCAUCGACAUGGUCUGCUACCGCAAGCAGGGCCACAACGAGACGGACCAGCCCUUCUUCACCCAGCCCCUCAUGUACAAGCGCAUCAGCCAGCACGAGCCGUCCCUCAACAAGUACGUCAACAAGCUGCUCGAGGAGGGCACCUUCACCAAGGAGGACAUCGAGGAGCACAAGAACUGGGUCUGGGGUAUGCUCGAGGAGAGCUUCUCACGCAGCAAGGACUACCAGCCCACCGCCAAGGAGUGGCUGACGUCUGCCUGGAACGGCUUCAAGUCGCCCAAGGAGCUUGCCACCGAAGUCCUGCCCCACCUGCCCACCGCCGUCGACGAGGGCGUCCUGAAGCAGGUCGCUGAGAAGCUCGGCAACCCGCCCGAGGGCUUCAACGUCCACCGCAACCUUAAGCGUAUCUUGCAGAACCGCUCCAAGACCGUCACCGAGGGCAAGAACAUCGACAUGGCCACCGCCGAGGGUCUCGCUUUCGGUACUCUGUGCUUGGACGGCCACCACGUCCGUGUGUCCGGUCAGGACGUCGAGCGUGGUACCUUCUCCCAGCGCCACGCAGUCGUCCACGACCAGGAGAACGAGGGCACCUACACUCCUCUGGCCGACCUCAGCAAGGACCAGGGUACCUUUGUCAUCUCCAACUCGUCCCUGAGCGAGUUCGGCGUUCUCGGCUUCGAGUACGGCUACUCGCUGUCUUCCCCCAACGCCCUCGUCAUGUGGGAGGCCCAGUUCGGUGACUUUGCCAACAACGCUCAGUGCAUCAUCGACCAGUUCGUCGCCUCCGGUGAGACCAAGUGGCUCCAGCGCAGCGGUCUCGUCAUGUCGCUGCCCCACGGUUACGACGGCCAGGGCCCCGAGCACUCUUCCGGCCGCAUGGAGCGCUACCUCCAGCUUUGCAACGAGGACCCCCGCAUCUUCCCCAGCGCCGACAAGCUCGAGCGCCAGCACCAGGACUGCAACAUGCAGGUCGCUUACCUCACCCAGCCCUCCAACAUGUUCCACAUCCUUCGUCGCCAGAUGAACCGCCAGUUCCGCAAGCCGCUCAUCCUCUUCUUCUCCAAGUCCCUCCUGCGUCACCCUAUGGCCCGCUCCAACAUUGAAGAUUUCACCGGCGACUCCCACUUCGAGGCGCUCAUCCGUGACCCGGGUCACCAGAAUGGCGAGAUUGCUCCCAACGAGGAGAUUGACCGCGUCGUUCUUUGCACCGGUCAGGUCUACACCUCCCUGGUCAAGCACCGCCAGGAGAACGGCCUCAAGAACACCGCCAUCACCCGUCUGGAGCAGCUCCACCCCUUCCCGUGGGCGCAGCUCAAGGACAACCUCGACUCGUACCCCAACGCCAAGAACAUUGUCUGGUGCCAGGAGGAGCCGCUCAACGCCGGUGCCUGGUCAUUCACCCAGCCCCGCAUUGAGACUCUGCUCAACGAGACCGAGCACCACAACCGCAGGCACGUCCUGUACGCCGGCCGCAACCCCAGCGCCUCCGUUGCCACGGGUCUCAAGUCGACCCACCAGAAGGAGGAGAAGGAUCUGCUGAACGAUGCCUUUACCAUCGCGCAGGAGAAGCUCAAGGGCGAGUAA